UGGCAGAGAGGAGAGAAAAGACGUCUCUUCUUCUCCAGGCUGCCGCGAUACGGGGGGGAGGGGGGGGCGGGGGAAGGAAAGUCUGCCUCUUCUCCUGACUCUCCGCCUUGCGAAGAGGCUUUGGGAAAGGGGAGGGGAAAGUCCCUCCUAUUCGCGUGUAGGGCUUGAAGAGGCUGUUCUGCCCGUUCUUUGUCUACGGGCCUUCCAAAGGAGGGAACGGCUUAAACGGAACCGAAGCUAAAGCUAAAGCUAAAGCUUCGGUCCCUUUAAAGCGGAGUAGAGCUUUGUGUUUUCGUGGUUGGGGUGGGCGGAUUCAGGUACCUGUCUCCGACAUUUCAUCUUCCAGCUUUCAGGAGGCAACGUGCCGAAAGACGCGUUCAGUGGUAGUAUAAACAACUACUUUUUUGGUGUGUGUAUGCAGCCUUGAUGAAAGACCAAAGUGAAUUAUUAAACUGCUAAUCUUGAAAACUGCAUCACUAUCUGUUGUUAUCUCAUGACAGCGGUGUUAUAUGAUGAUCAGUUGAAUUCCUUAAAAUGCCUCAUUUGUCUGAUAUUCCAGAAUAGAUUCGUUUUGCAGUGGAUUGUGAUGAUGAUUCUGUUGUUGGAAUAAAAUUUUGAAAUGGAGAACUAAGGUAAAAAGAGUGAAUUAAGUUUUUUGUUCUCACUUGAUGGUAUCGUGAAAAGAUAACGACUGCUAUUCUGCUUGAAUCUGUGGUGCAUUAAGUAGUUGCUGUCACCAAAGGUUGAUGGUGUGAUUGUACCCAGCUAGAAUUCUCUCAAUGUGUAACAUGUUUUACUCUAAAAAGCUCAAAAUAAUACAAAUACCUUUUUUCUUAUGUGUUCCUAACAUUGUUGUGUAUGCUUUUCUUCCUUGUCUUAACCACUUUAGAGAUUUGAAUGUUUUCAAAUGAAUGAAUAAAUUAUGCAAUAGUAAGCUGCCAUUCACAGGUGAGCUCUCUGAUAUGGUACAUGCCUGCCUUUCUUAAUUCUCUCUAGAGCAGAAGAUAGAAUUCUACUUGGUUUUAUAUAUCCAACUGCAUUACAAAUGAAUAGCCACUAAAUGGUGCUAAAGGAUUGGGAAACAUUUUCUCUUUAGUGCUGCAGAGAACAGUUCUGUCUCUGUUUGAAGAGGCAAGAAAAUAUUCGAGGUCGUUUCCUUCAGGUACGAAAAGAAAGUAUGCUGCUAUACUGCUGCUGGUCUUGUUCUUAUACCUGUGCUUUCUGCUUUGUGACCAUGCUUAUUUGGUGAGUAAUUAAAACUUCUGAUUGCUGUUCAGUUUUUCAGAUGAAACAAAACUGGAAUUCAUCCUGUUUUGGUAAAUAUUCUGCUAGAAUACAGAUUUCUCUGGCGGUUUUCGGGAUGUAGUGGAAUUAGCAUGCUUUUAUGUUUUGUGAUUUCUUGUCAUCUGAAGCUUUUGAAGUCUGAACUAGAGCUGAAUAUAUAAGGGCUGCUAAAUGAUACCGUUCCAAAUGAGUUAUUAAUGAACAGUUUGAUUAGGCUUCACUUUAAGUCUGAGAGACACUAAAGUCUUGCAUUUGUCAUUCCUUAGCUAGCCAAGCACACCCACAGUUAAUCUCUGUGAUUAUUCACCCUGCUGGCAAAUGUCAGGUCCUCCAAAACUAGAUCAAGUACCAAGCUAGGACUACUUAGAUUUCUGCUCGCAAUUUCCCUAAUAAUCACCAGUCUGAUGAUUGGAAAUCUUCUAAUGGGCAGGCUAUUUUUAUGGUUACUUCUCUUUUCUUGUCCUAAUACUGUCACUUAACUAUCUAAGUCGUGUUGUCUCUGAUUUUCCUUGAUGUUUGAGACUUCAAAAUUUGAUAUCUUUUUCUGAACGAAGGUGACAAAGAAGCAAUUCCUGUUUGCAUUGUCCAGUAUUACAAUAUGUUAUGCUGUCACAUGAGCAAUUUUGAAUACAAAGUCCUGCCACCAAAAUAACUGUGUUGAUAAUUCUGCGUAUAAUUGAGUAUUUUAUUAGAUAUUUCGUUCCUUAUUAGAAUGUUCAUAUAUGUAGUAUUAAAAUCCUGACCUGUGAAGGUGGAAACUUCGUAAAGACACAUUUCUGCAAUCAGUUUGGAUUUCGGAAGUUGCUUAAAAUGUUGAGGGAGUAAGAUGCCAUUGAGUGUGUUUAAGGAAAAUGUAAAUUAAUUUUUUAAGUGCUACGAUGUUAUCUCUGAAAUGUGUUCCUUUGACAGAAAAUAUUGAGGGCAGCAUUGGUAGUAUUUUUAAGUUCUUGCUCUCUAACAUAUAAGAGAAGUACCUUACAGCACUAAGUGGCUUAUUUCCUCUUGCACCCAAUAGCAUUUUCUUUUAAUGAAGACUUGGAGGAAAGAAGGAUGUGUAUUGGUAUGUCUAGUGGUAGUGUAGAAAAAUCAGAAGCCUGUUCCUGGAACUGAUGACAAUCAUCCUUCUCAAUGCUAAUCCCAAUGUGAAUUCACGGGUUUCCUUAUUUUGAACUGUUUCUAUGGCUUUUCCCAGUGGUAUUCCUCUGUUACUUUGAGCGCAAAACAAAUCCACAUGGCUCAAAUAUGCUAGAAAUGCUUCUUGAAUUUGAUGUCAAUGGACACUCAUUCUAUCUUUAAUUUUUAACUCAUGUUUGAAUACCAUAGUUCCUGCCAUGCUUAGCAGGAAUUCAAAUUAUUGUUUUAGUGAAGAAGGGAACUUUUUUGAUUGUAAUCAAUUGUUCUUAUUGAUUUCUUCUUCGGUAAAAUCAAACUUUUUUUCUUUAUUAACUUUAUUAAAAGUUGUACUUUUGCAGUAUGGAAUUGUGUGUCAGAUGCACCUGUCCUGAUGAAGACCAGGGCUUCCUGAACAUAGAAACAUAGCAGCCGCUGCACACCCUUACUUUUUGCGCUCUUACUGCUCAUUGUGGCUGUUGCCUUGUACACAGUCACCGGUAGAUAGAGCUCUUAGGUAAUAGGAAUGGACAUGGCCAUCUAUGACCACAGGUCAUAUCCAACUAGGGUGUAAACAGAGUCCCGCAGGGGGGCAAAUGGAGUUGGUCCUCCUCAGAGCAGUGAGUCUUCAGUCAGAGACUCUCCCCUUGGGUCAGGACACUGCCCAAGGUAGCUCAUCAAUGUUGAGAGCCCUUGCCUUAUUAGGUAUACGUUGGUGAGCUUCCUCAAGAUUUUCUUCGCAUUACCCCAACCCAGCAGCAACAGCAAAUCCAGCUGGAUGCCCAGGCAGCUCAGCAGCUACAGUAUGGAGGACCAAUGGGGACAGUAGGCAGACUCAGCAUUACUGUAGUACAGGCAAAAUUGGCAAAGAACUAUGGAAUGACCCGCAUGGAUCCAUAUUGUCGAAUACGGCUGGGGUAUGCUGUGUAUGAAACUCCAACAGCACAUAAUGGAGCCAAGAACCCCCGCUGGAACAAAGUUAUUCAGUGCACUGUUCCCCCGGGUGUGGACUCUUUUUAUCUAGAGAUAUUUGAUGAGCGGGCCUUUUCAAUGGAUGACCGCAUUGCUUGGACGCACAUUACAAUUCCUGAGUCUCUGAAACAAGGAAAUGUGGAGGAUGAAUGGUAUAGCCUGAGCGGAAGACAGGGUGAUGACAAGGAAGGAAUGAUUAAUCUGGUUAUGUCAUACACGUCUUUGCCAGCUGCCAUGAUGAUGCAACCCCAGCCAGUGGUCCUGAUGCCCACUGUAUAUCAGCAAGGAGUUGGAUAUGUGCCCAUAGCAGGAAUUCCUUCAGUCUGUAAUCCAGGCAUGGUACCAGUGGCGAUACCACCUCCUGCAGUGAACCCUCAGCACCUGUGUAAUGAAGAGGACCUGAAAUCUAUCCAGGACAUGUUUCCCAACAUGGACAGGGAAGUAAUCCGCUCAGUGCUAGAAGCUCAGAGGGGGAACAAGGAUGCAGCUAUCAACUCCUUGCUUCAGAUGGCUGAAGAAUCGUAGAUCCCUACUUCCUGCAUAGUCCCAGUCCUUGAUGCCACUUCUUUUUACUUGCCAAGCCAGGGAUUUAGCUAGAGGAAGAAUUUCCCAACAGCUUUCUGUUAGCGCAUCCUGUGUGAAAGAUUAUACCUCUUUUCUCCGUGGACGUUUGGAUCUUUUUCACUUUCUUUCUCAAUCUGUACAUACUCAGUUUAGCUUAUGUCCUACAAUAUAGCAUCAAAGCAUCGUUACUAUCAGCUGUGCCCUGUGUGGCUAUAUUCUGAUGGGAUGGGGAGUAAUGCUGCUUUUUUUUUUUCUCCUUUUCUCCCCCUUUUCAUAAACUUGUUCUUACAAAGUAACUCUAUGCAGUACAGGAUUUACUACUGUUUGUUAGACUGAAUUUUAUUUUUCUGUGGAGGGUUUGCUCUUUAAACAUAACUGAUUUGUUAAAGUAUUUGGGUUUCAUCAAGCAGUCUGUUUCUACCAGAAAUUAAAAGAAAGACCCUUUCCUUAUCUGUGGUGUUUAGUUAUUGCUGUGAUAUGUUCAGCUGUUUCUGACUGAAGAUUUUUAAUUUAAUAAGGUAAAUUUCUUAGGUUGCGCUGUUGGUAUUUGUAAUGAGCAUCUUCUAUUCAAUCUAGUCAUCGGGCACCAAAGCAAUAUAUUAUCUGGUGUGCAUUUGGAGCUUUGUCCUCCCAUAUAGUAUUGUUAUGUAUCUGUAAAAUCUUAAAGGGUUUUAACUUGUACAGCAUGUAUUGCUGUAGCAGAAAAAAGGACUGAGCCCUAAUGUACUCCCACAGUUAAUUGCACUCUAAGUACUACUUCUGCAUUCCCAUGGCUAUUUCAAAGAAUAAGUGCAGAAGGAAAGAUUUUUAUAUCUGAAAAAUUACUGAAGCCAUAAACAAUUAUUUAAGGUAUUGUCUUACAUUAAAAAAGCAGAAGUCUAUGAUCUGGUUAUAAGGCUUCUUUCUUUACACCUAUAUUUCAGCAAAACUAUUGUUUUAUAUCAGUGGAAAAACUAUUGUAUUUUUUUCCUGUAAUCUGAAAGGAGAAGCAUGAAAACUAGCUUCAAAAUCUUUGAAUGGCAUUGAGUUGCUCAAUGACUUCUUAGGCUAUGGUUGCUGUAGUCAAUUUAUUAUUUGACGCAGAUGGAACUAAAUUCGUUGUGAGAGAAAAUUAACAUAUCUGAGUUAUAGUCUGAUCCUAUCCUCUCAAAGGAGGUUGUGGGUUGCUUGUAUUUAUUAGUGUUAUUUUUUUCAGAUAACAGUUCAUGUUGGAGCUGCAGAAUCUUACAGUAUGCACCAGUUACUCCUGUUGGAUAAAUCUCUAUGGUGUCUGUUUUUGUAGCUGGUAAAGUAAUGCACUUUAAAUAGUAUGCACCGGUUUAUUUUUCCAGUGAUGUGCAAUGUUGCUGUUUUAUCUUUUUUAAUGUUCAAUUUCAAAUACUUUCUACAAUAGCCAUAGACCUUUAUAUUUUCAAGAGUUGGAAUGAAUGUACACUUGAAAUCUAGGCUCUUGAGUGAUCCAUGAGAACAUUAAAGCCAGGUUUGGAAUAGGGAAAAGGGAACCAUAUUCUCUUCUUCCCCACACUUUGUUUUGUCUCAUGCUUAAAAUAUUUUCUUUAUCUGCUGAAAAGCUGAUUUUAUCCCCCCUUCAAGACGCCUUUAGGUAGCACUGGCAUUAGAGCAUGAAUAUUUAUUUUUUUAUGGUUAAAAAUGAUACUGAAACUUUUAAAAUACAGCACCAAAAAUCAUCCGAGUUUCUGGCCUUUUAAAGCUGUCUUUUCAUAAUGUACAAUUUUAAGUUCUGUUAUGAAUCCCUUACCAUCUUAAAUUUACCAUUGAAAGCAUAAGUGUCUUUAUACAUCCUCCAAUUGGCUUUUCAAUAAUGAGAUUCAAGGCUUCUAUGUGCUUUAGUCGCCACAUUUUUAUUUUCUAAAAUAAAACAGGUCUUCAUCAAGAAACUGGUCUUGCCCCUUCCCUACAAUUAUGGUAAACUUUGUGAUUGAGCAGGUGUAGAGUCAUUUGGUCUUUCUAGCACAGUUAUUUGUGACAUUGUCACCCAAAAGAGUAAAUCUUGGUAAGGAUUUAAUGCUUAGAUAUCUCCAGGAAGAGUCCCUUGCUCUAACUUUUACACAGAUGGCAUGAACUGCUAGGGAUGAAACAAUUCAGGGAAAAUGUAUAUAUUUAAAUUUUUAUAUUAAAACGUUGGGAUCCAUAAUACAGCUUUUUAUAAAAGCAAGUGGUCAUGGUUCAACUUAAGGGCUGGUAAAUUGUACUGCAUCCUAUUACAGCUCGAUUUCAAGCACGGAAUAAACACCUUUCAAUCCUAACCACCGGGAGGGGUAAGUGCAAAUGUUAGGUUAGCCAGGUUUAUUCAUAAACAAGGCUCUGGGCCUCUGAGGGAGGCUCCUGUUCUUAGAAAUUUUUUUUGUUUGUUUUGUUCUAGGCAAAUGUUAGGCAAAACAGGGUCGAGGUAUGAGUUGAAGAUGGGAUAUGUAGGAGCAGUAUGGCCAGUAGAUGGGUUUCAUGUUACACUAUACUUAAAUACUGUUCUGGGGAUUUUUUUUGUCUUGAAUUAAUUAAGCAUUAUAGCUGAAACUCUUAUGUCAAGAUGUGCUACUUUAUCGUGUUAAAAAGAACAAAACACUGAUCAUAAGUCUACUCAGCUUUUCAGCAUACAUAUCCUCUCAGUCAAACUGUUCGUUGUCAGGUUUGAAUUGGAGAGAUGAAAAAAGUCAGGGAGUGUAUUCUAGGGUCUGUGAAAUUAAGGUAUUGGAACUGAAAGUCUGUUUCUUGAUUUAAAACAAAUAAAUUGUCACUCAUUAUGAUUGUAGCUUUUGACAAAAUGCUAAUGGAAUAAUUGUGUGAUGCUGCUCUUCUGCUCAACAGCUUCAAGCAGCUUGGAGCCAAAGCCAGCUGUAUAAGACUGGCAUCUGCUAAAAGUUACUGUUUUUAUUACUAGUUUGAGUCCUGCCAAGAGCCUAAACUUGCUAAAGGUAGGAACAUUUUUUGUCUAGCUAGAUCCUUGCUAACAACUUCUCUACUGCUCUUUGCAUCUGCUGAUGGUACUGAAUGUUUUUUCCUUUACAAAUGUUACUGCUUGUUUGGUUGAUAUGUAAUACCAUACAGAGGAUGUUUUUCGCUGUAAUAAUUCUGAAGACGUUGUUUCUCUGUAUCGAGGUCCAGUAUCCAAAUGUGUUUCUUGCACUCUAAAGUACAUUAACUUUUUCAUUCUAAUUUAAUAAAUGUAUCCUCUAAAUGAAAGUGUAUUAUGUCUCUGUUGGAGAGCACCACAAUGUGAGUCUAUAGACUGCUGUAGAAUUCAGGUAUCAGUUACUGUCUUUUACUCAGUCGUGCACGUUAGUUAACAAGUUACACUGGUUCUUAAUGUGAUAGUCUGGUGGGAUUAGUACAGUAAAAGUAUUUUAAAUAUUCAUCUCUAAGAUGUCUUUGUCUAACUCUUCUAGGUGCUACUUUCUCAAGAAAACGUUACACUAUUGCAGGUCUAGAGGACAGAAUGAGGGAAUACUGGGGUUGCAUUGUUUGAAAGACAGCGUUGGAGGGCAAAGGAGGAGGGAAGAAUAGUGUGUGGUAUGGAGGAAAUGCUCUUCAUUAUGAAGGGGUUGAGAACUCUAGGCGAGAGUGGUGUUCAAGUGAAGAGUUAUGAAACAGACCUUGUUAUGUGCUAUUUAGCUACAAUAAGAGCUGGCUUUAUCUGCUCAUAUAUAAUUAAUGAAUUUUAAAGAUUUGGUUUACAUAGCAUUGCUUUUUAAUUCUAUGAUUGACUGUAAAGCUAUCUGAGGUCCUCUUUCUCAUUUAACAGCAUUGCUAUCUAUGCUCAGUGAUUAUUAAUCAACUGCUAGUCUGUAGUAUUUAGUGUAUUAUCAAGCUAACAUUUCAGGUUUUACCAUCCAGUUCAUAGUAUGGUUUUUAUCGGGAGUUAAUUUUUUUGACAAACAGUAGUUGGGAGGAAUCUUUCACAACUGAAUUUCCUCGUUUAUUUCGUUAAUGUACGUAGCACCUACUACAAAAUGCAGUGGUUUAAAUUGUGCUUUCUGCUAGCCCUUGAGUAUCAGUUUCUAUCCCAGUUUAUGUUCUAAAGCUUAGUUUGCUUUUACAUUUCUCCAGUGUACUGUGAGAGAUAAGAAAAGUAAGAGUUAAUUUACUUAAACAAAUGUUGGCAUUCUUGUGGCUGCUAAAGCAUCUAUUUAGCAUUUUAAUAUUUAUUAGCUUUUUAAUUUCAAUGCUAAUCAACCAGUGAUGAUGUGUGGGUGUGUAAAGAGAAAUCAGUGUAUUUUGAAUUAUUAAAAUGUUUAAGUACAUUAAUGAGAGCAGGACCUCUAGGAAUAAAUUUUCUUAGCAUAAGUAGGAAAAAU
Molecule: messenger RNA, 8243 nt
Organism: Egretta garzetta (little egret)
Lineage: Eukaryota; Metazoa; Chordata; Aves; Pelecaniformes; Ardeidae
Gene: TOLLIP
Product: toll interacting protein
Exons: 7
Coding region: 3211-3891 (226 amino acids)
Biological process (GO): ubiquitin-dependent protein catabolic process
Cellular component (GO): cytoplasm
Molecular function (GO): ubiquitin binding; ubiquitin conjugating enzyme binding
Source: RefSeq, a predicted model, not a curated record